CAUACUCCACUCCACACGACCACACCUCUCUCCAGUCUCCACUCGCCGCCGCCGCCGCCCGCGACGUCUCCGUGCUCGUCGUCCAGAGAGCCGCUGCGGCUGCCGCUACCUCCGCUGCUCGCUUGCUGGGCUUGCGCUCCUCCUGGUCCCGCUCCGUGCGUCGCGGUGGCGUCUUUGCGUUGCAACUCUUCUUCCUCCGACUGACUCCAACCCCCCCGCGCGGCGGAGCGGGGCGAGGAUCCAGAUGCUAUUCUUCUGCCCUGCUUCUCCUCCCCCACCAGUACAGAUUGCCUUCCCGCUCCCGCCGUUGCGUACGAACAGCUUCCCCGGCGAGCGCGGGAGCAGGAAGCCGGAGCACCAACGCCUCCGCGCGCAAUCUUCCCUGCCAGCCGAGAGACGGUCCCCCCUGCGAGCACGGAGCCACUCAGGAGGUGGCUAUGGGUUUGUGGAGCGAGUGCCCUUUGGGGAUUCGUCGGGCUCGGCAGCGGCGCCGUGCCUCCCGGACGCCGAGGCGCUCGCGUCCUGGCUGCGUUCCAGCAGCGGCGCGGGCGGCGUCCGGCGAGUGCACGCGGUUGCUGUCCGGUCCCUCGAUUGCCUGGGGACGUUCGUGGCCAACAACUUGAUCAGCGCGUAUGCCAAGUUCGACGAGGUUUUGGAUGCGAGGAAGGUGUUCGAUGAAAUGCCGGAGAGGAGUGUUGUCUCGUGGACAGCGAUGAUGAAUGCGUAUCUGAAAUUGGGCCACUACGGCGAGGUUGUGAGGCUUUUCUUUGAUAUGGUGGGGAGCGGGUUGCAAGGUAACAGCUUGACUUUUGUUUGCUUGUUGAAAUCCUGUGGCGAGCGUUGCGAUGCUAAGCUAGGGCAGCAGGUCCACUGUUGUAUUGUCAAAGGUGGGUGGAGCAAUGUGAUUGUGGACAGUGCUGUUGCGCAUUUCUAUGCUCAGUGUGGUAAUGUUGCUAGUGCUUCAGCUAUAUUUGAUAAGAUGGCCUCUCGCGAUGUCAUCUCAUGGACAACAAUGAUCACAGCUUAUGUGCAGCAUGGGCAUGGGGACCAAGCUCUUAGGAUGUUUUCAGAAAUGGUGUCGGAAGGAUUUCGCCCCAAUGAGUUCACCGUCUGCAGUGUCCUCAAGGCUUGUGCAGAAGAGAAAACUGUGAGGUUUGGGAAGCAGCUGCAUUGUGCUGUUGUGAAGAAAAUGUACAAAAAUGAUAUCCAUGUCGGCAGUGCCCUUGUCACCAUGUAUGCCAGAUGUGGUGAAAUUUUUGAUGCUCAGACAGUAUUUGAUAUGAUGCCACGAAGAAACACUAUUACAUGGACUUCUAUGAUCUCUGGCUAUGCACAAAGUGGCCAUGGUGAAAAGGCUAUCUUGUUGUUCAGAAAGAUGAAGAUGCGUCGAGUGUUUGUUAAUAACCUCACCAUUGUUGGUCUCCUUAGUGCCUGUGGCUCCUUACAAUCACUGUAUCUUGGAAAGGAAUUGCAUGCUCAGAUAAUAAAGAAUUCUAUGCAAGACAAUCUCCAAAUUGGGAGUACACUUGUUUGGUUCUACUGUAAAUGUGGAGUGUACUCAUAUGCUGCAAUAAUUCUUGAAGCGAUGCCUGACCGUGAUGCCAUCUCAUGGACAGCUCUGAUUUCUGGAUACAAUAAUCUUGGUCAUAAUGUUGAAGCACUUAAAUCAUUAGAUGAUAUGUUAUGGGAUGGUGUAAAACCAAACACCUACACUUACUCCUCAGCUCUGAAAGCUUGUGCGAAAUUGGAGGCACUGCAAUAUGGAAGGAAGAUCCACGGCUUUGUUAACAAGACUCAAGAUUUCUCCAAUGUGUUUGUGGGAAGCUCACUUAUUGAUAUGUACAUGAGGUGUGGUAAAGUCGAUGAAGCCCGAAGAGUCUUUGACGCGAUGCCAGAACACAACUUGGUAACAUGGAAAGUGAUUAUUACAGGAUUUGCUCAGAAUGGCCUAUGUGAAGAAGCUUUGAAGUACAUGUACCUAAUGCAGCGAGAAGGGCAUGAAGUUGAUGACUUUGUGCUUUCAACAGUUCUGACGUCAUGUGGAGAUCUUCAGUGGAAAUCCAUCUCCUUCUCUGGCUCACUUGCUGGUUCAGUUUCAGCUAGGAAUUAAAUUUUCCCAUGGCAAAGAAGCUAGCGCUUUUGCAGAAAGAGAUUUAUGAUUUUGCAAGAUCAGAAGACAUGUUGAUCACCAACAGGUAAACAUGAUGCACUCAUGCAACGCCCGCUGCACAGGUAACAUUCAAGCAAAACAGCAUGGCACAUGCCAGGGCAAAAAGUGAGAUCAUCUUGCGCAAAAACUUUUAGGCUUCAGCCGUGCGUUGGCGCCGACUGAUCUCUCCCAGUCCCAGACUCCCAGUCCCAGGGAUGUUCGGAUGUUCCUAGCGUCGCCACUGACGAUUGACGGAUUAAGUGGCGCCGUUGUGCCGCUGUGGCUGCGACCUACGAUGUUGCGUUUCGUGGAAGUGGAACUACGAAAGGGGAACGAGGAGACGAGGAGUCGAGGACAUGGCAAAAAGAAAGAAAUAGCUUCCGCGUCCGACGUCGAGAUAUGGGGCAAUGCGGCUGCCAGCCUGGAGCGAUCUUCACUAAUUCUGCAGCAACGUUCCUUAAUCCUUUCUCCUUGACUCUUGGCCUCCUGCUCCUGGGCUGAUGGGCCAUUAGGCCUGAUACGAAGUAUUUUCUUUGACCCAUUUUAUUAUACAGGUAUAUACAUAUGUAUAUGUUUUUUGGGGGCCCCUUGAUUUCAUGGGCCCUAGGCCAUCGCCCCUCUCGCCCUGGCCCAGGAACGACCCUGAAUAAAAGCAUGAAACAGCUUCUGUACCUCUUCCAGUGAAAUCCUUCCACUUACCCCUGGCAUAAGAGCAAGCCUGUUCGUACAAAAGCUUGGGUAAUCGAAGAAUGAAGCGUACACUGGCCGACUACUGGAGCGCUGGCCCUUCAGACCAGCCAUUCCUGCGGCUGCUGCCCCUGCUCCUGCCCUCCCCAAACUGCACGAAGAUCCUGGAAGCCUCACUCAUCUGAGGGGAAGGAAGUUUGGCAGGGUGACCUCACAUACCAGCAAGCCACAGCCACCAUGCGCUACAUGCCGCACCAUGCCACUGCCCCUGGACAUGCUCUUCCCAUCGAUGCGUCAGCAUCAGGCACUCAGGCGAGAUGGUGUGCAGCUCGGCACUCCAUUUGUUGAAGCUCUAGAGUGUGAUGCUCAAAACAACCGUUCUAUCAUCACUUAUAUUAAGGGUUGCUAAAUUUGCUAGAAGUUUAGCCUCAGCUAGGACCUGAUUCUGUUGUUACAAAGGACAAUGUUGUAAAACAGUUGCUGGAUGGCCCGAUGGAUUAUAUUGCUACUAGUGCUAUACACGUGCUAAC
Molecule: messenger RNA, 3366 nt
Organism: Oryza brachyantha (malo sina)
Lineage: Eukaryota; Viridiplantae; Streptophyta; Magnoliopsida; Poales; Poaceae
Product: pentatricopeptide repeat-containing protein At4g18520, chloroplastic
Exons: 2
Coding region: 245-2110 (621 amino acids)
Biological process (GO): RNA modification
Molecular function (GO): RNA binding; protein binding
Source: RefSeq, a predicted model, not a curated record